GCCUCGCUGAGGACCCCGGGCUGGGCGCUGCUGCCGGUUCGCCUAACCCUUUCCCUCAGCCGCCUCCUUUCAACCUUGUCCACCGGUCGGCGCGGCCUCUGGUUCCGCGGCAGCGACUCCCGUUCGUGCCGCAGCUCGUUCCCCUUCCAACCCCGCCCCAACAGAUCCCCGAGUUCGCCCGUCAUGGCUCUACUCACAGCGGCCGCCCGGCUCUUCGGAACCAAGAAUGUUCCCUGUCUUGUUCUUGCUGCUCGGCACGCCAGUGCUUCCUCCACCACGAAUUUGAAAGAUGUGUUGAGUGACCUGAUACCUAAAGAACAGGCCAGAAUCAAGGCUUUCAGGCAGCAACAUGGCAAGACAGUGGUGGGCCAGAUCACUGUGGACAUGAUGUAUGGUGGCAUGAGAGGCAUGAAGGGAUUGGUAUAUGAAACAUCAGUUCUUGAUCCUGAUGAGGGUAUCCGAUUUAGAGGCUACAGUAUCCCUGAAUGCCAGAAACUGCUGCCCAAGGCCAAGGGCGGAGAAGAACCCCUGCCUGAGGGAUUAUUUUGGCUGCUGGUAACUGGAAAAGUGCCCACAGAGGAACAGGUAUCUUGGCUCUCAAAGGAAUGGGCAAAGAGAGCAGCUCUGCCUUCCCAUGUGGUCACUAUGCUGGAUAAUUUUCCCACCAAUCUACACCCCAUGUCUCAGCUCAGUGCAGCCAUCACAGCCCUCAACAGUGAGAGUAACUUUGCCCGAGCAUAUGCAGAGGGUAUCAACCGAACCAAGUAUUGGGAGUUGAUAUAUGAAGACUGCAUGGAUCUGAUUGCAAAGCUACCUUGUGUUGCAGCAAAGAUCUACCGGAACCUCUACCGGGAGGGCAGCAGUAUUGGGGCCAUUGACUCUAAGCUGGACUGGUCCCACAACUUCACCAACAUGUUAGGCUAUACUGAUGCUGAGUUCACUGAGCUCAUGCGCUUAUACCUCACCAUCCACAGUGACCAUGAGGGUGGUAAUGUGAGUGCCCAUACCAGCCACUUGGUGGGCAGUGCCCUUUCAGACCCCUACCUGUCCUUUGCAGCAUCCAUGAAUGGGUUGGCAGGGCCCCUGCAUGGACUGGCAAAUCAGGAAGUACUUGUUUGGCUGACACAGUUACAAAAGGAAGUUGGCAAAGAUGUUUCAGAUGAGAAGUUGCGAGAUUAUAUCUGGAACACACUUAACUCAGGACGGGUUGUCCCAGGCUAUGGCCAUGCAGUACUAAGGAAGACUGACCCACGGUAUACCUGUCAGCGAGAAUUUGCUCUGAAACACCUGCCACACGAUCCCAUGUUUAAACUGGUUGCUCAGCUGUAUAAGAUUGUGCCCAAUGUCCUCUUAGAGCAAGGCAAGGCCAAGAACCCCUGGCCCAAUGUAGAUGCUCACAGUGGGGUGCUGCUCCAGUACUACGGCAUGACGGAGAUGAAUUACUACACAGUGCUGUUUGGGGUGUCACGUGCACUGGGGGUACUGGCACAGCUCAUCUGGAGCCGAGCCCUAGGCUUCCCUCUUGAGAGGCCCAAGUCCAUGAGUACUGAUGGUCUGAUGAAGCUUGUGGACUCUAAGUCAGGAUAAAGUUGGAGACAGGGAAAAAAACUGUUAGAAAGUGGGGGAGCUUACAAAACAAAAAACAUACUUUUAUUUCAGGGGGCCAUUUAAAGACAAGAUUAAAUUGUAACUGAGGCACUGAUAAGCUUGAGGUUAAAAUAUAAAUUAAGGAUUUAAAAAUGAAACGUGACCCCUUAUUCCCUAAUGAGCUUUUACCCUGCCUGGUAAAAAUUGCCUUUCAACUGUAGGAUGCUCAGGACUCGCGCAUGUGGCAUGUGGUAUGGAUUAGGUUUGGCCCUUCCACCAUCUCUAAAGUGAAAACCUGACUCCUCUUUCCCUGGGUCAGGACUAGUUGCAAAGAAUGUAGUCAUGCCAGAACUUUUGGUUCUUCUCUGCCCAGUCCUAAAAAGACCAGCAAGUCAGAAUUCUGCUGUGUUUCCAUAGGAAUCAUAUUAGGUGUCUGCUGUACCUACUUCAUUGUCCUCUCCCAUGCACAGAUAACUUCCUAUCAAUAUCUACUGGUUAGCUGGACAUGCUUUGACUUUUUUUCUUUUCCUACCAGGUGACAUGAAGGUCAUGACAUCUAUUGUGACUGGCAUCUGGUGUUUGAUUCUCUUUUUUGAAACUCUUCUAUGAAAAUCAAGGUGUUGGGAAUGUUCUGUUCCCCACCACUUUAAUAGUCAUGCCCUUCUAGAUUUUUUUUAUACCUGCUACACCUCAAACUGAGGAUGCUCUGGACCUUCCUCUCAUGGUCCCUACUAAAGACCUCUUCCAGCAGGUUAUAUGUACCACUGUCUGAUCUUUGGUCAUUCACAGUCACUUGGCUUUCUCAGUGCUUAAUGUGAACUUUUACUUAACUCAGAACACAAGCCACUACCCUGUGGCUUUUUUUUUUUUUUUAAUAUGCUGUCAGCCAUAGAUAGGGACUUAGAAAUAACCAGUGUUAUCUUCGUGGUAUGGUCCCAGGGGUACCUGCACCUUGUUUUGAGCAGAAAAAUGGGUAUAUGUUGAACAUGGUCUCCUGUGAAAUAUCAGGUCUUGGGGCUGAGCAGUAAGAGUAGUAGGCCUCCCUCUUCAUCCUCUACCACAAGAAAAUAUUCCUUUAUUUAUCAAAAGUCCUUAUCUUGUUCCUUCCCCAAGAGUUCACAGCACAGUAUCUCUUUUAGAAGCCCCAUUUGCACAGGUUUUCAGUGACUCAGAAUGCUCUACUGCCUUUUCUUUAAGAAAGGAUGAAAAUACACUCCUACUUGUGCCCCCUUUCUCCCUCACAACUCCUGCCUGUGUUUGUGUGGAUCCUCAGUCCCCAGACCACACCCUUGAGAUGGAACACACUAUCUGUAAACCCCUGGGUAACUGUCAAGUCAGAAUGCAGACUUCAGGUUGUUCUGUAUAAAAUGCAAAAUAAAUGUUUUUAUUAACAGUU
Erinaceus europaeus (western European hedgehog) is the source of this 2983-nucleotide messenger RNA. It is a transcript of the gene CS, whose product is annotated as citrate synthase. The coding region runs from base 184 to 1587 and encodes 467 amino acids. Lineage: Eukaryota; Metazoa; Chordata; Mammalia; Eulipotyphla; Erinaceidae. Gene Ontology annotation, cellular component: mitochondrial matrix. Gene Ontology annotation, biological process: citrate metabolic process; carbohydrate metabolic process; tricarboxylic acid cycle. The record is from RefSeq and is a predicted model, not a curated record. The transcript has 11 exons.